This is a messenger RNA of Paramecium pentaurelia, 6329 nucleotides long. The record is from the annotation of a GenBank genome assembly. NCBI's taxonomy places the organism in Eukaryota, Ciliophora, Oligohymenophorea, Peniculida, Parameciidae.
AUGUCAUAAUUUAACUCUUCACUUCUUAAAUUAGUGUACACUUAAAUUUAAGGUAUAGAGAAUAUUUAAGUGUAGAUCUUGAUUAACAUAUUUAAAAAUAAGAGAGAAUAAUUAGUGAUUAAGCAAUUGAGAUAAAGACUUUGACAAAUAGAAUCAAUUAAAAGGAUAUUUUGAAUUAACCAAUAUUUGAUAAUCCAAUCGAUUAAUUAUUAGCAUAUCCUAAAUCCCUAAAUAGCAUAGGUUUAUAGAUUUAAGAAGAAUUUUAGAAGUUAAAAUAAUAAUUAUAGGAAAAGGAAUAAGAAUUAAGUCAACUUAAAUCAGGAACAGAAAGUCAGAGAGGAUCCCAUAAGCCCAAUACUUCAUAAGUUGAUGAAAUUAUAAAAUAACAUGAGGAGAUUGAUGAGAUUUUGAUAGAACUAGAGAAAAAGUUAUUUGAUAAAAAAAAAUAGAAAUAAGAAUUAGAAUAGAUUAUGGAUUCUUAUGAGGAAGAUGAAAAAUUUUUAAAAUAAAUAAAAUCAUAGAUGUCUGUAUUGAAUGAGUAAUUAGUAGUUGAAAAAGCUUAUAAUUAAGAAGUAAGAGUUUAAUUAAAGAAAUUAUAAUAAGAGACAUAAAGUUUGAAUGAUUAAUUGGAAAAGAAAUUAGCAGAAAAAUAAGAAUUUGAAGAUUAAGUGAUUAAAACAAAAAGUUAAUUAGAAUAUUUAAAAUCUUAAAAUAUUAUGUUAGGAAUAGAAACUUCUUCAAAAAGUGAGACUUAAAAAUUAAUGGCAAUAGAUGACUUAGUAAAAUAGAAUUAAGCUGUAGAUGAUUUAAUGCAUGAAUUAUAAAUAAAAUUACUUGAGAAAUAAUAAGCUCACAAUCUAAUGUAAGAUUAAAUAAAUAAGAAGGAUCUGUAAGAAAAGGAAGAAAACUCUUCUACAUCACUUAAUCCUGUUUCUUAGUUUCAAAAAAAAGAAUUAAUAUAAUAAUUAGAAUUAGAAUAACAUUUAUGUGAUAUAGUAUAAUAAUAAUUGAAAUUAAAAUAAAUUGAGAUUUAAGAUUUAAAGGUUAAAUUAAGCAAGGAGGAAUAGGAAGUAUUAAAAUUAUAAAACUAACUACAAGAGGAAAUAGAAGUCAAAGUUUCAGUUGAAUAACAAAUUAAAAAUGUUUAAUCAAAAUAAAUAUUAAUUUAACCAACAGUAACUUCUUAUAUUCAGGAAUUACCUAUAAUUAAUGUUUUUGGUCCAUAAAUAGAAUCUAUUUCUCAAGAUAAUUAGUUUUAGAUUGAUUAAUUGUAAGAGAUAAUAAAAUAAUAAGAAUCAUAGAUUGAAUUUUUGAAAUUUGAAAUUCAAUAGAAGGAUGAAAUAAUGAAUAUGUCUCAACAUAUUUAAUUAUAAGAUUUGAAUCAAUAGAAUUAAGACGUUGAGAAUAGGAUAUAAGAAUUAAAGAAAUAAUUGAGUUAUAAAAUAAAAAGAAGAGAUUAAUUGGAAUCUAUAGUGAUUGAGGAUUAGAAACCUAAGAGGAAAUCUUUUGUUUAAAAUACAGAAUUAAUGGAUAUGUAAGAAUAAUUACAUGAAAAGAAUAUGAAUAUUGUGUAAUUAUAUGAAUAAAUAUCAAAAUUGUAAAAAUAAUUAUACGAAAAGGAAUAAGAAUAAUAAUUAAGAGAUGUUGAAUUAAGAUAUUAAGCAUUAAUGAAAACAAAUGAGGAUUAAUGUGAGAAAGCAGAUGAAUUGGUUAAAAAGAAUUUAGCAAUGGAUGAGUUGAUAUAAUCAUUAGAAGUAAGGUUGGUAGAAAAAGAAUCUAAAUUAAAGGAAUUAGAAUAUUUGAAUUCAUCUAAAAAUUUUGAAAUUGAAUCUAAUUAAAAUAAUAAUUCAUUUUAUAAAGAUAGAGAAAGUAUUAUUAGAGAUAGUGUAAUUAAUUCAUAUGAUUAAGAACAGGAUCAUUAAUUUGUUUAAUAAUAAUAAAUUUUAUCUGGUUUCAAUAAUAAUUUGGAUUAAUUAAAAAGUAAAAUAGAAUGUUAGAAAUAUGAAUUAUAAGAAAAGGAUAAGAUUAUUGAUUAACUUAAACAAUAAUUAAAUGAUUUAAAAAGAAGUCAUUUCAAUUAAUAGAUUUUGGCAACCUAGGAUGUGUCUCUUAUUAAUAGAUAAAUUAAUGUAUUAUAGGAAUAGGCAGAUAAUUUAGUUAAAUAGAAUUUAGCUUUAGAAGAAGUUGUUCAUGAAUUAGAGUUUAAAAUGUAAGAGAAGAAGAACAAAUAAGAAGAAGUCUAAAAACUUAUUUAGAAUAUGAUAGAUGAAGAAGUUCAAUUGAGAUAAAUGAAAUCUGAUGAGAUGGUUAAAAAGAAUCUUGAAUUAGAUGAGAAAAUCUACUAAAUGGAAUCAAGAUUGAUUCAAAAAUAAUAAUAAUAAUAUGAAUUAGAAUAACGAUUAUCAUAACAUUAAAGGUCUAUGCCUUAGCCUUUGUAAGUGUUUCAUGAAGAUCAUGAUAUAAAAUAAGAUCAAAAUUCUAAUUUAUCUGAAUUGACCAUUUAAAUUGCUUAAAUAACAGAGUCUGUCAGAUAAUUAAGUUAAGAUGAUAUUGAAUUGGAAUUCUUAUUAAAAUAAAAAAAAGAAAAGCAAUCAUAAAUAGAAUAAUUAAAAUUAUUUAUCUAAUCUUCAACUGAUAUAUUAUAAGAUUUGCAAAUUGAAUAAUAAAUCAAAUAUCAAUAAGUUGAAAAAAUUAAAUCUCAAAAUAAAGAUAUUGAAUAAAUGGUUAAUGAUUUAUAGAACUAACAAACUAAUUUAAUUGAAGAUGUAAGUAAAUCCUAUUAAAAUGUUCCUAAUUGGUUGAGUUAGAAUAUGGAAUCAUCAAAAAGUUUAAAUGAACUCUAAAAAAGCUAACAAAAAGUGAAAGGAUAAAUUAAAAAUUUAGAAUCAUUAAUUUUAGAUUUAUAAAUGGUUGUUAAGGAGAAACAAUAAGAAUUAUAGAGAGUAUCAUAGGAGAAUUAUUAAUUAUCAAUUCUGACAAGAAAAUAGAAAUAGAAGAGAGAUCAUUUGUUAAGAGAAUAAAUGCCAUUGGGAGAAAAGGUAGGUUUACUUGAAUAAUAAGUUAAUGAUUUAAUAGCAGAUAUUAAAAGAUUAGAAACUUAAUUAGGUAGGUUGUUUUAAGAGGCUGAAUCUGCUAAAUAAGUAAAGUAAACAAAGGAAUAAUAAAUAUCAGCUUUGAGUAUUGAGAGUUAGUAAUUAGAUUAAAAUAUUAUAUCAUUAAAAGAUGAUAUUGAAUAAGCAAAGAAAUUAGAAUAGGAACUGUUGGAUUAAUAGAAUUAGUAUAAACAAAAGAAUGCUUUGAUAGAAUAAGAAAUUAAAAUCUACACAGAAAUGAAUAUGGAUAGUGCAUAUAUUAAUAGAAGAAUUGAAGAUAUAACUAAUUAAAUUUAAGAGGAAAAGUAAUUACUUGAACAAUUGAUUGAAGAAUUACAAAUUCAAAAGGAGUAGGUCUUAUUGAUUGAACCUUAGAAGGAAGAAAUACAAAGGUUAUAUUUAUAAACCAAGUAAUCAUACGACUAAAGUGUAGAGGACUUAUCUGAAUUAUAAAAAUUAUAAUAAAAGGUGCAAGAUUAAAACAAUCAAGUGAUUUAAGAAGUCAAUUAUCUUAAAUUAUAUACAGAAAAUCAAGAAAAAUAAUUAAUUGAAUUGUAGACUCUAAGGGUUAGGCUAGAAGAUAGUAUUAAGUAAGAAAAUACAUUAACAAAUGCCAUAUAGGAUAAAGCUGAUAGGAUUUAAUAAGAAUUAGAUCGCAAUAAAUAAGCAAUAUAGGCAUAAAUAUAGAUUUUAGAGAUAUAGAGCAGAGAAAAAGAGUAAAGAUAAGAUUAAAUAAAGAAAAUUUAAAUAGAGAUUGAAGAUCAGAAGAAUAAUUUAAAUAAAUUGACAGAUUAAUAAAUGAAACAUCUAUAUUAAUUAGAUUAGAUUGCAAAAUUAGAUAAGGAUAUGGAAAGAUUGAUGAAGGAAGUAUAUGAGAAGGAAGAGUAAGUUUAAUAAUAUGCAGGAUUAGUAUAUUAAAAAUAAUAAAAGAUAACUGAUUAAAAGUAGAAAUUCAAUUAAUUGGAAGAUGAAUUUAAAUUUUAUGAAAUUGAAGAGGAAGAAAUAAAAAAGAGGAUAUCUGAAUAAGAUGAUAAAUUGAGUAAAUUGGAAAGAGAAUUUUAAAUAAGAUCUGAAUAGAGAAAUAAAUUUGAGGAUGAUUUAGUAAAAGCUGAAAUGGAUAUAAGUAAUUUAGAGGAGAUUUUAAAAAAUAAGGAUGAAGAAUUAAGAAGUUAUAAGGAAUCAAAAGAAGAAUUGAUGAAAGUUAAAGAAUAGUAUUGUAAUAUUUAAGGAGAGAUAAGAGAAAAGUAAGAGUAGAUUUAAGAGUUUGAGAAAUAAAGAUCUAGAUUAUCAGAGGAAAUUAAGAAGGAAUAAGAUCAAUUAACAGAAAUAAAUGAAGAUAUAUAUAAUAUUAAGAUAAAGGAGGAGGAGAUGAAUUUUUAAAUAAAAUAGAAAUUAACAGAUUUAGAUUCAUUAAAUGAAUAAUUUAGAAAAUUGGAUGAUGAUACAAAAAUGUUGGAGGCUGUGAUUUAAUUAAAAGAGAAAGAAUUGAAAUAAUAUUAAGAGAAGAAAGAAACACUUAAAAAGGAUUUAGAAACAACAAAUUUAUAAGUAGUGGAAGUGAAGAAAUUAUUGAAUAAAAAGAAGUAAUAAAGGUCAAUAAUAGUAGAUCCUAAUGAAGUAGAAUUAGAUGAGGAUGCAUUAACAUAAUAAAUAAGUUGUUUAAAUUCAAAAAACCUUAAUUUAAAGGAUGAUUUAUAGAAAUUAGUUUAAUCUCAAAGUUAGCCAAUAUUCUAAAUUAUAUAAUAAAAUGAAGGAACAAAAACUCAAUUAGAAGAAUUAUAAUUAACUAUAAAGGAAAAAGAUAAGAAAUUAGAUUUAUUAGAGUAAUAAUUAUCACAAUUAUCUAUGCAUCAAUCAAAAAUGACUAUUUAACCUAGUUUUUAUUUUGACGAUGAUCCAUUAUUGUUAGAAUUAUUAGAUAAGUUUACUAAAGAAAGUGAAAUGUUGAAUGAUUUAUAAUAGAAAUUAAAGAGAACAGCUGAGAGACAUCAUGAAUUAGCAGUAAAAUUAUAGGAAUGGGCAGAAAAAGAACAUAAAUUGGCUAUAGAAUUAGAUUAAAGAAGAUAAUGUGUUGAAAAAAUAGAAAAAGAAUUAGAAGUAUUAUUUUAAAAGUAAUCUGAUUUAGAAAAUGAUAAAGUUAAUAUUUUACAAAAGAUGUAUUAAUUAGAUUAAGAUAAUUAAGAAUUAAGUGAAUAAGAAAUAGUUUCUAGAAAUAGAAUUAAAGAAAAGAAGGAUUAUGUUUAAGUUCUAUUUAAGAAUUUAAUAGAAAUGGAUGAGAAAAUGUUAUAAUUGAGAAAUAGGAUGGCUGUUUAUUUAAGGGAAGGUAGAUAAUUGGCAGAAUAAGUAGAGAAUUUGGAGAAUGAGAAAGAAAUGAAAUAAGAAAGUUUACAAUAAAUUUAAGAAGAAUUAGAGAGUUUAGAAUUAGAAAAAGGAGAAAAAUAAAAUAUGAUUUAAUAAAUAAAGAAGGAGAUUUAUGAAUAAAAUAUAGAUAAAGAUAAAUUGGAAAUAUCAUAUGCUUUAACACAUAGUAAGAAUUAAUAAUUAAAAUUAUUGAUUGGAAUUGAGGAAUCAUUAUAUAAGAAAUUGUAAACUGAAUUUGAAAUUUAAUAAAAAAGAGAUUAAAGUAAAUAUGAAAAUAUGUUUGUUUGCAUUAGUACAUAAACUUAUUAUGAAAUUGAUUAAAUUGAAGUAUUGAUGGAUAAUUUGGUUGAAUAAAGAAUAACAAAAAAAGAGUUAUUUAAAUUAAAAUCAGAAUGUUAUACUGAAAUAUAACAAUUAUUUACUUAAAAUAAAUCUUAUAUUUAGGAUAAUGUAAAUGUGAGAAAUCUAAUUUAAUUUUAAUAAAUUCUAAUCUAAGUUUUGGAGAGUGAAAAUCUAUUAAUAUCUGAUAAAAUACAAUCAAAUAAGUCUUUAAAAAUACAAUCUGAAGAACAAAAUACAUUUACAUUAGAAUUAGUAUAUAUAUAUUAAAUUUUAUAUAGAUUGAUUUAAUGAUGAAUUCUACAACAUUAAUUGAAAUUUAAAUAAAUGAACAUAGUUUAAAUAUAGGAGAUAAGAAAAUACCUAGAUAAUGGAUAAUUGAUAAAAAUUUUGAUUAUAAUCAUUAGAUUUAUCCCUUUGGAAUAUUAUAUAUUGUUUAUAAGGUAAUAAUUCAUUAAUAUAUAGAUAUCACUAUGUUAAGUGAUAACUUUAGCAUUAACUGGUACUAAAAUAAUCUAAUUAUAUUCUUAAAUUUGA